CAAGGAGUCGUCCAGCAAACGGUCGCAGUCUUGGGUCGAUCAGAGCGUGCCUGUGGUCUUCACCCGUCAUUUCGCCGGAGGCGAUCCUUUCGACCACACACAGCUCGACGACGAGUACGGAAUGAUGAAGGAACAGCGCCAGCGAGUCUUCAAACAUCUCACCGAGAUCGCGGACCUCCUGUUCGCCGCACAGCAGCGCGUCUUCCUAUUCAUGCUUCUCGUCAUGGGUCGGAGAUCUCGUGUCCUACGUUGGGACAGAGCGGGUGUGGUUGUUACGCCCUCCUUCGACUACUACGAGCGACCUGAGUUGCUUCGCGACUAUCUAUGGCGCCUUUCUAACAUGGGAUCGUCUGCACUUGGCUUCAAUCCAAGUGCUACCCGCGUUCUCCCUGGUGAUGGCGACUUCGUACGGAUGGACUCUGCGGCUCUCCAGGACCCCAACGAUGCAGACCACACCGAGCGCGAUCUCACGGACGAAGUCCAGGAGCCCUCGACUUUCGCAUAUGUCCGCGCCAUGUUCGGCGCCUCACUCGCUUCCGAUUGGCCUCGCUAUAGGCUACAAGUUCCCGACGGGAAAGAAAAUCGCAGCUUCCUUGUCGGUAAACCUGUCUUCCGGGCCGAUGGAGUAUUGGGUCGCGGGACCCGCGGCUACGUCGCUCUCGAUUGCGAGACGAAUCUCUUUGUGUGGCUCAAAGACACAUGGCGGGCAGCGUAUAUGAUUGCACAGAGAGAAUGUGACGUCCUGCAGAAGCUGAAUCAGGCGGGCGUGGAAUAUAUCCCGACGCUCGUUUGCCAUGGCGACAUUCUUGACAAGAGCACCGUUACUGCUGACUGUUGGGAGGACACGCAUGCACUCCCGUCCACCGGCAAGCGGAAGAGGGAAGAAGACAUCGGAGACGACACUAGCCAUCGACGAUUCGAAGCAAAGCUCCCUCCCGAUCCAGUUGCACACUCGGGUCGACCUUUACGACCGCACAACCACUACCGAAUAGUAGUCGAAGAGGUUGCCAUACCUCUCAAGAAGUUUCGUAACGGAAGGCAGCUGGCUUCGGUAGUAUUCGACGCCAUUCAAGCACAUUAUCAAGCGUCCACGAAGCCCACGACUCCCGUUCUUCAUCGCGAUAUCAUCUCUGGAAAUAUCCUUAUAUAUCCCAAGGUCCGGUGCAUCGAGGACGGUACGAGGUUGGCCAUGGUGUGGACUGGCCUCCUCGUCGAUUGGGAGCUGUCGAAGCCCAUUGAUGAUCAUGAGGCGUCGGCCCAAGCGACCCAAGCGGAACGUAUGGGUACUCAUCAGUUCACGUCGGUCAACCUCUUGACUCGCCCAUGGAGUCCCGUGAAAAUCUCUGACGAACUGGAAUCGUUCUUUCACGUCCUCGCAUACAACUCCGUCCUCUACCUUCGCUCCAACUGCGACUGCCGCAGCUCAUACAUCGACAACUAUUUCAACGACUACUCUGGCCCUGCGCGUGCUCAUACGUGCGGGUGGAAGUCGUUCGCCGUCGAGAUCGACAACUGGCUUUGUACGCAGGUGCCCUAUAGGAGUAGGCUCCUCUUCGAUAGUCCGAUGGACGACCUCCUUGGCGAGAUACACAAGUGCUUGAAGGCGCACUACAAGGGCCUCAACUAUGACCUUCUGCAAGCGGCCCCUCCGCGUCCCAAAGUGAUACAUCCCCAAAUCUCGGCCGCGCUGAAGUUUAGACCUGCCAUCAGCAUUGCCCGCAUUCGUAUACCGGACGAAGUCCGCAAGCGGUUGAAAAGCAAGAGCCCUCGCCUCCUGACGACACCCCGACGCCCGAGGAUAGGGAACGAGCGCAACAGAUCAUGGACCAUCAGUUCAUCAUGGAGCACAUUGCUAGGAUGCUCCGGAGCUCGCAAUGGCCUGAAGACGAUCGUGUCGAUCCGACUGAGGAACGCCCUACUUCGUCGACCGAUGCGAGCGCGGGCGUGCUUGCUUCAACUGCAACGUUCGCGAGUAACAAGCGUCGGCGGACCUCCAGUCCACCGGCAGAUCGCGACGUGUACUAGUCCGGUUGUCGUCAGGAUGUGGACGUCUGGUCAGUGGCGAAGUUGAGGACCACACCGCUGUUGGCUGUUGUGUGUGCCUGUGGAAUAAGUUCUUUUUCUGUACAACCCACGAACCUCUCGUAUGAACGCUGUUCCCUUCCGUUUUGCACCACGCUGAUACUGCCGUGUGGGGGCAUAUGUAUGUGGUCACU
Dichomitus squalens LYAD-421 SS1 is the source of this 2216-nucleotide messenger RNA. RefSeq lists its product as uncharacterized. The coding region runs from base 122 to 2071 and encodes 649 amino acids. The record is from RefSeq and is a predicted model, not a curated record. NCBI's taxonomy places the organism in Eukaryota, Fungi, Basidiomycota, Agaricomycetes, Polyporales, Polyporaceae. The transcript has 3 exons.